Messenger RNA from Filobasidium floriforme, 3230 nucleotides. RefSeq lists its product as uncharacterized. The transcript has 2 exons. Bases 48 to 2888 code for a protein of 946 amino acids. Gene Ontology annotation, molecular function: pyridoxal phosphate binding; catalytic activity; molybdenum ion binding. Lineage: Eukaryota; Fungi; Basidiomycota; Tremellomycetes; Filobasidiales; Filobasidiaceae. The record is from RefSeq and is a predicted model, not a curated record.
GUUGCGUUCUCGACAAUACUGUAGGCAUCAUCGUCUCAUCAGCAGAGAUGGACAUCCUCUACAAGUUCCUGUCCCACGCAUCCGCUCGAUAUGCCUCGACCUCGACGCCUCUCAACCCGGUCAGCUCCGAAUACGACUCGAGUUCCGCCGCUUCGGGAUCGAGAUCGACCACGAGCUCGACCUUGGAUUCCGCUUCGAUACAAGACGAGCAGGAUGAGCCUCGACUCCUCGUCUCGCCCGCUGAAAAGUUUGCAGCUCAAGUCAGGUGUGCUAGGGAGUCGGAUUUCCCCACGCUCCGAGACCUGACAUAUCUGGAUUCUGCCGCCUCUCCACCCUACCCAACCUCUCUCCCGCAAGCGCACGUACAAGACCUAUGCACGAACCUCUACUCCAAUCCACAUUCCCACUCGGCCUCGGCAGAGUUUACGGCCAAGAAGAUCGCGGACAUAAGGGAACAAGUCAAGAGGAGCUUGUUUCAUCUCGUCUCGGACGGCGGAGGAAGUACAGGAGGAGAGGGUUGGGACCUGGUCUUUACAAGCGGGUGUACGGCCUCUUUGAAGCUGGUCGGCGAGUCCUUCUUCUGCCCCCAUACCGGGGGCUCCGAUCCGGCUAUGAAACGGGAAUUCUGGGUGGCAGAUGAGGCGCAUACGAGUCUGCUCGGGGUAAGGGAUCUGGCUGGAGGUGCCGGAGGCAAGGUGGGGGUCUUCUCAAUGGACGAGGUGGCGGGGUCGAUGGCAAAGGCAGGAUCGUCAGGGUCCGCUCAGACAAAGGAACGAUCUCCAUCAUCAGCGACCUCGAGUACAAGACCACCGUCGACUCUGACAGGAGAACGGACCGUCGGGAGAUCUGCAACAUCAUCGCGAGCACGACCACGGUCAAGGUCCCGCCUGAUCGGAUUCCCAGCACAAUGCAACGCUUCCGGAAGACGGUAUUUCACUCCCGAGCUCUGUUCUCACAUCCGCCGGUCCACCCGAUUUCGUCAACCCGAUGAUGAUAGUGACCAACACGCCCAUGAUACCGAUGAUCGAGACGACACCCGUACAUACAUCCUCCUCGACGCAGCCUCCUACCUCUCCCCCUCCCAAACCCUCGAUCUAUCCCAGAUACCCUAUGCAGACGCCCCGGAUUUCAUCACCUUUAGCUUUUACAAGAUCUACGGCUACCCGACCGGCCUAGGGGGGUUACUCGUCAAACGUUCCAGCGCGGGAGUCUUGGUGGAGGGCAAAAGGUUUUGGGGUGGGGGGACUCUGCAGGCGAUCACACCCGGUAUAGGUCGAGGCACGAUUCCGCAGGAUGCACCUGGGUGGAAAGUCCCGAAAAGCGACCUGGUAGAGAGUCUAGAGGAUGGGUCGAUCAACGUUCACGGCAUCGUGGGGAUAUCGCAUGGGCCUGCUUGUUGGGCGAAGCUGUUCGGGGAGGAUGUGAGGGAGAGGGGAAGGUACGUGAGAUGGUUGACGAGACGGCUAGUAGGCGGGCUUGGGAGGAUGACGCAUGCGAACGGAGAGAAAGUGGUCAGGAUUUACAUGAACAGUCGGAUCGGAAGAAGAUGGAUCGAGAACGCGGCGGACGCUUCAGAAGCAGAUAUAGAUACCAGCGACUGGGAUGCCGACGACGGCGAAAAUGACCAAGGUCCGAUCAUCAACUUUAACAUCGUCCAUCCUUCCGGCCGGCUUGUCCCCCCUACCGAGGUCGACCGACUCGCCUGCGUACAAAACAUCCACAUACGUAGCGGGAGGCACUGUAAUCCGGGUUUCAUCGUCAAUCACCUGUUGGAAGGACGAGAGGACGAGAUCGUCCGGCAGUACGAAGCUGGAAUGGGAUGUGACGAGAGUGCCAAUGCUGCCGUCGUCGCGGCAAGCCUGAGGAUCAGCUUGGGGGUGUAUAAUACGCCGGAAGACGUGGACACGUUCCUGACGUUUGUCAAGCGCUUCUGGGUGUUCGAUGGACCUGAAGGGCUCGAAAGUCCGGCAGCGAGCUCGAUCGAGGGAUACGAGUUGAACGAGAUCAGGGUGUAUCCGAUCAAAUCUUGUGCGGGUCAGACGAUCGAACCGGACGAGGAGUGGAGGUUGACCCCGCAUGGACUCGAAUAUGAUCGCGAGUGGAUCUUGAUGGACAAGCGGACGGGCAAGGGGUUGUCGCAGAAGAGAUAUCCUCGGAUGGCGCUCGUCAAGCCGUGUAUUGACGUUCGCCGGCGACUGCUAGUGGUCCGUGCGGGAGAUCGGGAGUUGAGCGUCGAUCUCGAUGAAGACGGGGAAAACGAGUUCACAGAUACGUCCAUGCAGGUCUGCGUAGACACGGUCAAUCCCAAACGAUCCGACAAGUACCGCGCAAUCGAUGAAAUGCUGUCCGACUUCCUCUCGUUGCCGUGCGCGUUGGCUCGACAGGCCGGACCCGGUAGACAUUCCAAGCUGGGCGGUCCGACGACCGAUCGGGUGCCGCUGUUGCUGUCCAACGAGAGCCCUUUCCUGCUCUUGAACCAGCACAGCGUCGACAAGGUAUCCGACUGGAUCGCUGAGGGUGACACUAGGGGCCUCAUCGCCAAGGCAUCGUCGUUCAGAGGCAAUUUUGUCAUCGGCCGCCCGACCGCAAAUGUCAGAUUUGCGGCCGAGGGCGCGUUUCAGGAAGACGCAGUGUACCGGUUUCAGAUCGGGCCGCAUACAUUCAUCCCUCUUAGCGCUUGUCGUCGGUGUCAGAUGGUCUCGAUCGACCAAGAGACCGGCGAAAAGGCACCCGAGACCUUUUUGACGAUUGCAAAGCGUCGCCGAGAUCAUCGCGGUAGGAUAUUGUUUGGAACGCAUAUGAUGUGGCGUGAUGAGGGUAACGACAUGGAUGACAAACGACCGAUCAUCAAGGUCGGCAUGAAGGUUACGAUGACUUUAUCAGAAUGAAUGCAUCUGUAGAGACGGAGGUUGUAACAACGGGCGCCGCUAUGUCCGGUAGCAUCCGAGGACACUGAUGCAGAGGCAUGAAGAGCGAUUUUCAGGAAUAUUCUGAUACGAUUCCGAGAAAUUUGCCUGGCUGCUGCCUGAUGACGCAUCGCUUCUAUGUAUCAUCUAAUAUCAUUUCGAGACUAGAAUGCUAAGUCGAGGUCUACUUGUGGGUGUGCAAGCGAUGGUGCACCGAGAGCCGCCGGAGUUAGGCUCAAGCCGACUUGCGAUCGCGGCCUCGCCGCCCUACAAUCAUGCAAGGUCGGUCGAACGGCCAGAUAAUCUCUUCUAUGGAGAUCUCCU